Molecule: messenger RNA, 945 nt
Organism: Orbicella faveolata
Lineage: Eukaryota; Metazoa; Cnidaria; Anthozoa; Scleractinia; Merulinidae
Source: RefSeq, a predicted model, not a curated record
UGAACUUGUACUUGUGUCCAGUUUUCUCGAUCGGCAGUGUCAAGCAGAGAAGGCCUGAGAAAGACAGGUAUUGCUCAUGAAAGAGCGCGAAAUUUGUACUUCGAGGCCGUGUCCGAGGCCGUACUACCAAAGUUUACACCGGAAAAAGAAUGCAGCUUUGCACAACUGAACACUGGACAGGUAUUUGACAACCACAAGUUAUUAAACACAAGCCAUGGAGGUUGUAGUAAGCACAUCCCUGGAAUCAGUAUCCUCAAAGAAGUCAAUAAUUCUAAAACCAGAACAUCAGAGUGAUGUGAAGGUAGUCUUGGUGAAACACCAUCUUACAUCAUCUGGUGAAAAAGAAAAGGAACCCAAAGCAACCUAUUCUAAGGCAGAUGACCUGUCUAGGGCCUACAAGAGAAAGAGCUUCGAAACUGCAGGUACAAAGGAGAAAAAUGAGCAAUGUUUCCCUGUUAAGAGAAGGAAAUCAGUGCCACUCACAGGAUCAAUGAAACCCUCAGUUGCAUUGGCUCAGGAUUUGGUACAUCACAAUUCCAGUUUUGAAAUUGGAAGAAAUAUUUAUGACAUGCGACAAGGUGGUGGCAAGAAAAUUCCCCCAAAGGAAGACUAUCAAAGAGCAGUGGAGGUCUUACAUGUACCAUCAACAUGCAUAAAUGAAGGUUUGGAUUUUCCGAAGGAGAACCAAGAACAAGAUGAACUGGUUCAUGAUUUACAGGAUUGCAAUUUGCUACCAGAUUGGUUGGGUAACAGAAAUAGGGAAAGGUUGGUGGACUCAAGCACAGUUAAAAGUGAUGGGCAUAAAUCUUUGUUUUCUUUGUACGACCUGGAUUUACCAGUUGAAAACAAUGCAAAAUGCAAGUCUUUAUUUGAGACAUAUCACAUAAAUAGAGUGAGUAAGUCUAUUGUUGAUGAAGUAUGAAACUAUUCAGUCUAAAGUAAUAA